AUGGUGCAUGCGGUCUAUGUUGACUUCAAGAAGGCUUUCGACAGUGUGCCCCAUCAUCGCCUUCUGUACAAACUCAGCAGCAUUGGAGUGCGACGUAAGCCUCUGAUGUGGAUUCGAAGAUUCGUAUUCGGCCGCUCUCAAGCUGUCCCCGUCAGUGACCAGCAGUUUGCGGAGGUUGCCGUUAGAAGCGUUUUUCCCCAAGGCUCCGUUCUUGGUCCUACACUAUUCAUUAUAUAUCUCAACGACCGUGCAAACGAAAUGGAUUGCGAUGUCACAAUGUUUGCUGAUGAUAUAAAGAUCUGGAGUACCAUACUAAAUGAAGUUGACGAAGCGCGAUUGCAGAUAGCCCUUGACCGCCUCUAGCAGUGGUCGAACGACUGACUUUUGCCGUUUGACGUAAACAAGUGUAACUUCCUACGAUUCGGCGGACAGUUCUCCUAACCACAUGGUCUAUCGCCUGACUGGCAAAGCAUUGCAAGUAGUCGAUGUCCAGAAAGACUUGGGUGUGUGGAUCACAAUCUCGCCCAAACCUUCGCUGCACUGCUCAAAGGUAGCCAAUUUGGUGAUGUCCAUCCUAUAGCUCGUCAAACGAGCGUUCUCGUCCUUUGAUAAAAACUGCUUCGUCAAGUUCUUUCGAACUUUUGCGCGGUCGCAUCUGAAGUUUGCCAUCCAAACAUGAAGACCUUGGACCGCUAAAGACCUUAGAAUACUCGAAAAAGUCUAACGGCGGACAACCAGACUUGCAACUUGACAAGGGUCACUUACCUACCAAACACGAUUAGCUAAUCCUGAUCUCUUUCCUUUGAGUUACAGGCAGCAACGCCGUGACCAUUUACAAGCUUUCUGCAUCCUGCGCAAUCAGGACUGCUGCCUCUUAUCUAGCGACUUCGAGUCGGCGACUACGACUAACCUGAGGGGUCAUCCACUCAAACUAUGUGUGACCGGUGCCCGGCUAGACACACGGACGUUCUUCUCCAACAAAGUGGUUGCAGCGUGCGAUGCUCUGUCUGCGGACUUUGUUAUGUCUGAAUCCGCAGAAACUUUUUAAAAGGAAGCUGUAUCAAAAUAGCAGUGUGCAUUACAAUGCCACCCGACAGAAGCCGUUUUGAUAGCCUACGUUAACAACUCCAUACUAUCAUGAUCCACUAUUUAAGUAACAUUUCUCUAUGUAGUUUAAUAAUUUUUGAACCCCGGCGCACAUCACUUUUCGCAUUUACCAAGACGCUUGCAGACUACAAAUUUUCUUACUUAUACUGUGGCCUAUGUGUGCUUUAAAUUCGUACCGUUUUUAUCACCGAACCGAGUUCAUAUGCCUUCAAAUACUGUUAACGCAUGAAAAAAUGUGCUCACCUGUAGAGUUGUUGGUCAUUUCCUUGUAUUUAUUUUAUGUUACUCCCUUUCCACUUUAUCCAUACACUUCCUCUGCGUAGAACAAAUAGGGAUUUCAAAGGUACACUCCUACUUUCCAUCAAAUAAACUAAACUGGGCUAAGCUGAUAAUAUGGAUCCAAAGUAGCAUGCAUCCCGAACCUUUAUUAUAAAGACAAACGAGGUCCAAAAGUUCCUUUAGCGACUGCUUCGUUUGUGAUGCGGUAAAAACGAAUUGAUGUGUUUUGUUUACGGAGAUGGUCUGUUCUUGUUUGGGCGUUGUUGUGUACUUGCAGAAUCAACUGUCGGGGGUCACAUCCCACUUCCUGUAGCUGCCUCCAACUCAAUGCUCCCCUUGGUUCAGCCAGAAACUGAUCGAGAUUAUAUCGUCAGAGAAACCUUUCUUGACCAACCUUAAUCAAGGAUUUUGUCACAUCUAAUUUAUCUAAUUAUCGUGUCUUUUAUCAUUACAAUUUAAUCAACUGUUCUCCGUUUCGUCCCUGCUGACGAUUGACUGUUGAAAUACUGUCUCAUUAUGUCUACCGAGUAAUAUGUUCAGUCCACUGAGGAACCUUCCUCAGUUGGCCGUCCAUUGAAGGAUGCUGAAGGAAGCGAAAAUUCGAAACCUAUCGAAGACAAGGAGAACAAGGAUGUUACAUGUUCACCAACAUUCGCAUGAGCAACUAGAUUUCUCACGGAAGAAAGCAGAGUAUUGCAAUGUUUUGGUGUAUAUUACGCUACCCAAUCGAAGUAACUUGACACUGUAUGUGAGUGCAGUUCAGACACACAUUUCCAUGCCCUAUCGACGGUGUAAUUUAAGUAUGGUUGUAGCGACUUUUAUUGUUGAUUUGACCUGCUGCGCUGAAGGAAUGAUGGCAAACAGUACGUAUUAAAAGACGUAAGUUAAAUAUGGCAGUAGCGGCAUGUGUUACCGAUUGGGGCUGCACUUUUACUUGGCUAAACUUUUCAUUUAUCAGACGUGAACUUUACUCUCUAUGCUGUUUUUGUUUUAAUUGGUUUGUCGAUCGUUUUGGUUUUGGAGGUUUUACAGGUAGGGGCGUGGUGUAGGUGCUGACACCGUGGUGCAACUAGCCGACACCAAUAUUGCCCUUUUUGACGGCGACCAUUCGAGCAGUGACUUGUCUUGAUUGAAGAAAACCCAACUCAAGCAAACCUGUAGGUUAUUGUCGCCAGUCCAGUCGGUUAAUCUUUCUAUCCCGGCAACGUCGAAACCUUUAUUUGGGCAGUAUGCUGCAGCUUUUAUUCGCUCCAUUCAUAAUUUUGGCGUUUUGAGUAAUGAAGUCAAGCUAAAUAUUAGCUUUCAGCACUCUGUUCCUACCAGUUUCUCAUUUUUGUUUCAGGUUUCGAUAUUUAAGAUCUAGUUGUCUGGCCAGUCCUCAGGGCUGCACCUCCCGACUCCCUUCUACCUCCUCAUGGCCAUUCUUGGUUUCCAACUAGUGUCUACUCUCGUUGGAAUCAGUCUGCUGUCCAAAUUUGCUACGCACUUUUCAUUCACGCGUUUCUUCCUAUGCAGUGGCGUGUAUCGGUGCCUUUUACCAACAGAUAAGGAGAUACUGGAGAGUGCGGGCCUUACAAAAGUGAAAUCUAAGGGUAAAAUUCUGUUAUUGUUGUAGUUGUAGACGCUUGUAUGCGGUUUUAUUGACUACAAAUAUAUCAUGACUAGUAGUCGUACCUACCUAAUUUCUAACUCCGUGUGUAGCCUGAAGAAAAGUACAGCUUAUUUCCCUGAGUGUUGCGAUUUAUGGUAGUAUCGUGGGGAACCACGCUCACUGAGUACUAACUCAGAAUUAGUGGUGGUCAGUUUAAUGCUGAAGGCUCUGGCAUCCAUGACAAACUUCCAAAAGUUUUAUUUAGGAAGCUGUGUUAGGAACUGUAUGGAUAUUACGUUCCGCAGGCCGGUGGGCCGGAUGGCCGAGCAAUCAUCACGCCAGCAUCCAACACAGGUGAUGAGAUUUCAGCAAUUAACAACAUGCAUGCCGGCCACCAAACAAUUAGCGCACCAGCGGGCAACAAUCCUCGAUCAAGGGGAGAGUGGUCAAUUAGCAUAGGUAUGCAGUAACAUGGCGACUGCAUCCUAUAAAUACUAUAACUUCCUGUGCACGAAACACCCUCUCCUGUCACGGUCUCUGAUGAUGGGUUCAAGUGAGAAUCCGAAACGCCAGGCGAAUAAAGCCGUUGUUCCAGCGGUCGCUUCUGCUCAUUAUUACCGGUUUAUCUUUCUUUUUUAGACAACUCAUCGUUUUGACUUACCAUUUUAAUUAACUCGUUCUUGUACUUCACUCCUUUCCGGACCUAUGGUUGCGGUGGUUCCAUUUGCUAUAUUAACUCUAUUGCCUCUUCAAUGUAGUUGUCAUACGCUCAAUUCCAGGCUUUCGGAGAAUCGCAUAUCGUGUCAUUAGUGACGCAAUAACUCCUAACUUCCUGUUUUCAAAGAAACGUCGUUCUGGAUUUUUCUCCUUCACGACUGGAAAUUUUGAUCAUUGUACAUUAAACCGGCUGUUUGUACUGUAGUUACAAAAUGAUCGUUGUUUUUAAGGUCUAGUUGGCAUAACACUGAUUCAUCCAUCGUUUGUGAGCGUAGACUUCAUAUAUUUCGUGUGGUUAUUAGCUAUCUCGGGUGUGAUUUUGACUUACAUGGAUGCUUAUACUCUUCUUGCUCUUGGACAGGGAAGAAGCACCGUGGGGGAUUCGCUGGCGCAGGAUCCAACACUAAUUCUGCUAGCUUAAGUGCACACGUUGAUAAAUUCCACUUUCCUCGCGCUACGCCCCUCAAACUUCGUCUUGCCGCAGUUCAUCUUGUCGAGCUUGCCUGCCUUCCUCUCUACUCUGAACUCGUCUGGCUUCUGGACUUCUCCGUCUGUGCUCUCUUCGUCUUUUUGACCAACGAACUGAUCCUGGGCCUGCGCCAGGUCUCCAUGUCGUAUAAUGUCACUGUGACGAGGAAUAAUAGUGACGGUGGUAGUGGUUUUUUCCUUGUGCACAGCUUCUUCACUCCGAGCACCAUAAAUGUGAGCCUAGUUUGGUGCGCUUUCUUAGUUUGGUUCUCGCUCGCCGCUCUUUUUUCCACCUUCUGCGUCUACGUUCACCCUAGAGGUGGCGAUGGUAAUGAUGGUGAGGAGACCGUUGAGGGCUGGAAAAACGGAGUAAUUGGUGCUGCUAGCAGCAAUGGUGCCUUUUCAAACACAAAAAUAGUCUCGGAGUGGCCUCUCCUCUUAACAACGGCCUUCUGUUCCUUUGUUGUUGCCAUGUUCUGCAUCAGUAUGGACGGUCGGUGCUUUGACCUACAAAUAUAUUCUGCCUACAGGAAUGUCAGCCUUUCAGGCGGGCAGGUAGCAACUUCGACCCUAAGUUGGGGCGUGUUUCAGGCCACACUUGCCCUAAUGGCCUCCCUAAUUGGGAUGCUGUUUGCUUUCCCUGGGCUCCAGACUGGCAGAGUGUACCUACAAGCAAUCACGUGAGUAUACGCUUGCGUUACACGCGCGUUUUUGUAAUUCGCAUCACAUACACCCUGAUUUUUUACUGUGCUGUUAUUUUGUGUCUCCAUCCUGCGUUCUCGAAUUGGGGAUAUCAAGAGGGUAAUAGUUAUCUCCUUUUUUAUGAUCACUACUAAUGGCCUGAUCGUUGUGUACGGCGACGUCCACCGUGCGCCCUUCGGUGUGGCCGCAGGGCAUUGACUUACGCGUGGAUUAAUUUCGUGAGGCAGAUUUGCGUAGCAUAUACUGCACUCCCUCCUCCCUUGCCCACCUGGCUCCAAUGGCAAGACAGUGUCAAGACGGCGCGGGUGAACUCAGUCGCAGUAACUGAUAGAGCUACACAUCUCGUCUACGCCCACCAUACACGAUCUGGUCCCCGCAUAAUAGACUAGGCCUUCACAAGAACGACUCACUUUUAACAUGCAUGAAAGUGCCAUAGAAGCUGCGUUAAGAAACAACAGUUGUAGACUAACUCUCCUCCCUGAAAAGGAACAAGUUACCCCUUGAGUUGCCGGCUACUGCUUUUAGUGAACCGUGAUGGAUUGGAGCCCCUCAGACUUAAUAUAGCGAGGGGUGCGCCAAUGUGUCGUAGGGAUGAAUUUCCCUGUGCCGGCCUCACUCUUCCCCCCCUCCCAUGUGCCAGUCAACUGGUGCUGUGAUCAAACGCAGUGUUGGACGCAGCUUGAAGUCCAACCUCUAGGCUUGCUACUUUAUCUCCCAUGUAUGGUGUCAUGCCAACAUAAGCCCUUGGCUAAAUUCCAUCUUAUCUACUACUUUCCUAUUUCUCGUUCUAGCCCCAGUACGUCAGUUGUAGGAUGAAUAAAGCCCUUCAGUUCAGUUCAGUUUAUUUGAGGGAAAUAUAGGUGUUAAACCUUUGAACUCCCUAUUUGUUACAAGGAGGCGAACAAUAAAAAAAAAAUUUGAAAAUUGGAACAUCAAACGGCUACAGAGUUUCUUCAGAUUGGCAACGUUUUGUAAGCCAGACAGAUAAACGAAUUGUUCCAAGAGUUAAAAACAUUAACGUUACUAAAUGUGCUGUACAGUAGUCUGUCUAGGGAUAGUUGGUGCUAUCUCAGUUUCGGAGGGAGACGAAUUGAAUGCCAACACACAUUUAACAGACAUGGGACAAUAUUAAAAAAACAAACGUUACUGAAAUAUGGGAAGUAAUAUCACAACAUUAAUAAACUGUUCGAAUGAAAUGCUAGACAAUCUGUCAGGUGGCAUUGUGACGAUUGGUGGCAAUCUGGUCCAAGUUGCGCUUAAAAGCCUCGACGGAGGUGGACAUGACGACACCUGCAGGCAGAGCAUUCCAGGCCUCGAUCACUCGAGUGUCCAGCUUGGCGCCAGUUACGCGUAGUUUAAGUGGAUGACCUCGGAGGUUAUAGGGUAUUCUCGUUCUGACUCCUGCAUCCAUAUUUCUUCGUCCUCUCCAUCUUGUGUGCUUGCUAUGGCUCUAGGUACAACAAUUUAUUCAUCUUACAAUUCCAAAAUGGAUCGAUUCCUUAAGCCAGAGCGAUUCGAUGCUGAUCCAAAUGGUCAAGACGCUUCUAUGCAGUGGAGUCAUUGGUUUCGCACUUUUGAAAAUUUCUUGUCCACGAUCGGUAACCUGAAACCGGAUAAAUUAGGCGUUCUUACUAACUACGUUUCUCCGACAAUCUGGGAAUACAUUAGUGAAUGCUCCAGUUAUAAAGAAGCUGUUAAAUUGCUGCAAGAUCUUUACGUAAGACCUAAGAACGGAAUUUUCGCCCGCCAUCUUCUGGCAACCUACAGACAGGAAGGUGGACAAAUCCUCGACCAGUUUGCUCAAAAGCUAAAAUCCUUAGCUAAGGAUUGUGAUUUUAAAGCCGUUACGACAGGACAAAGAUGCGUUAAUCAGUGGCCUUUCAUCAAACCAAAUUCGGCAGAGGUUAUUGGAACAGAAGACUUUGGAAUUCCAAACUGCCUUUGAUCAGGCAAGGUCACUGGAAUUGCUAGAAAAACAAUCCCUGUCGUAUCAGAACCCUCCGACGACCUCAUUUUCUCCCGCAACCGAGCCAUGUGAAGCUUCGCCGAGUCCCGUUAAAGAGCCUGACCUAGUGGCUUCUACUUCAUUCCAUAGCAAAUGUUUCUUUUGUGGAUACGACAAGCACCGCCGUUCGAUGUGUCCCGUACGCGAUGCGUUAUGCAAAGGGUGCGGUAAGAAAGGGCAUUUUCAAAAGGUGUGCCUAGCAUCACGAAACCGAAAAGCCUUCUCUUCCGCUAUGUAUCCCUCCAUUUCUGCCGUGGUAUCAGCUGCUGUUCUCGACUAUCUUUUAAGUGUAGUAGUUGAAUUACAAAUAAUGUGACUAAUUUUCAGGCCCUUAUUGACACAGGCAAUUCUGAAAGUUACAUUUCUUCCUCAGUGGUGCUCUGAAAUAAGUGGAAGGUUCAUAACUAUGGCACUAGAAUAUCCACGGCUACCACAUCCUUAACCAGCGCCACGCAAAUGCAUAUUGUUGUCACUAUUAAAUCUAAAGUACAGUAUACCAGAAGGUCAAGCCAUCGGUCUUGCCGAAUUUGUGCGCCGAUGUUCUACUUGGACUCUGACUCCACAAAAGUGUUGAAAUCCCUUUUGGUGGACCUAAACCUACGUUCUCGCCUUGUUCUGUUGCUGCCGCUUGCGUCGAGCCUCCCCGUUUGUUUCCUAAUUCGACACCAAGCUGCAAACCUAUCGCUACUAAAUCUCGCAGACACACCAAUAUGGAUGAGAGAUUUUAUACGAGAAGAAAUUCGUCGCCUUCUUUCUGAGGGUGUAAUUGAGCAUUUAUUAUCCCCUCGGCGAGCCUAAGUUUUGGUCGUAGCCAAUGAAAACUACAAAAGCGGAUGGUUGUCGAUUAUAGCCGAGCGAUCAACAGAUACUUCUAGAUGCCUACCUCUCCCCCAGAAUGGACGAAAUGGUUGAACGUAUUGCAAACUACGACACGUACAGUGCGUGACCUAUCUCAUGAAAUGUUGGCUGAAAUUCUGAAAUGCGUUUUCGAUUACGAAGGAUUGCUUGGUCGCGGUUGUGGUAAUGAUUAUCAUAAGGCAUACUCUUAUAACAUUUUGGACUCGGUAGGAUGUCGGCAUUUAAAGGCACUUCUUUUCAAUCUCCUGUAGAAAGCGUGCUCGGUAAAAAAUGACUACUUAAAUAGCAUGCAUUUUUUCCAUUGAUUUUCGACGGUCUUGGAAAUUCAAAUAAAUUUUAUAGAAACCACAAACAAAAUGUGCUUUCUUUUAGUCAAUCAAUAGAGAAUCACGUCUUAUUUAUAUUUUAUACUUAAGGAAGGAGUAUAAUUAGGUUUUAAAAAAGUUUUCUAAUUGCCGAAAAAUUUGGAGCCUGAUCAUUCGUUGCAUUAGCGCUUAGUUAUUACACUCUACAAGGUGCAUGCGUUCCGCGUAAAGAAAAUCCCAUAUUUUUCUAUGCCAUUAAAGAGAUAUCAUACAGCGUCCAUAAAAUUUUGCAAUGGAUGCGGACUAUGUUGUACAUUUCAUGAGGAGCAGUGGUAAACGGCCAGGUACGAUGCUAUGUGAAUGGACACAUCGCGGUCUCAAAAAGUCUCAUUAUUAGAAACUUUUUAAAACCUAAUUAUACUCCUUCCUUAAGUAUAAAAUAUAAAGAAUACGUGAUUCUCUAUUGAUUGACUAAAAGAAAGCACAUUUUUGUUUGUGGUUUCUAUAAAAUAUAUUUGAAUUUCCAAGACCAUCGAAAAUCAUUGGGAAAAAUGCAUGCUACUUAAGUAGUCUUUUUUACCAAGCACGCUUUCCACAGGAGAUUGAAAAGACGUGCAUUUUAAAGCCGACAUCCUGCCGAGUCUAAAAUGUUAUAAGAGUGCCUUAAGAUAAUCAGUAUCACAACCGCGACCAAGUAAUCCUUCCUAAUCAAAAACGCAUUUCAGAAUUUCAGCCAGCAUUUCAUGAGAUAGGUCACGCACUGUAUAGCACUCUUGAUCUCAAGAGCGCCUAUCACCAGAUACCCAUCCGGAUAGAGGAAAGACCGUACACUGCCUUUGGAGCUUGUGGACGUUUAUAUCAUUUUUGUCGUAUCGCGUUUGGUGACCAACGGAGUUGCGUGCUUCCACCGGACCAUUGACGACAUAAUUGCGCGCGAACAUCUGGAGAAUAUUUUCGUCUACGUUGACAAUAUUACUAUAUGUGGAGACAGCCUCGCGGAGCAUGAUUCAACCCUUCGAAAAUUCCUUAGCGUUGCUGAAAAGUACGAACUACCAUUCAAUGAAGCCAAAAGUGUUACGCUACUAAAUAAAUCCAACUUAUUGAUUACGAGGUUUCAACGGGCAACGUUAGGCCGGAUCCGGAUCGUCUAAGGCCUUUGCGUGAAAUGACUCCUCCACAAGACCUUUAGUCUCGACAACGUGCUGUGGGACUGUUUGCAUACUACUCACAAUGGAUAUCUCGCUUUUUGGAUAAAAUUCAUCUGCUCAUCCAUAGCAGAACUUUCCCCUUACCAUUGAAGGUAAUGGAAGCGUUUGAUGCUCUUAAGGAGGAACUAGCCUUGUCUACGUAGCUGCGAAGAUCUUCGCUAUUGUCCUACUCAGGCGAUUCCAGGCUGUGCGUGACUCAAGGGCGAGGCCCAACCAGGCCGGAUUUCGUGCUGGACGUGGAUGCGCAGACCAGAUAUUCACACUGAGGCGCAUUCUCGAAUUUCGCCAUAGCUACCAACAACCGACGGCCGUCUGCUUCAUUGACUUUUCCGUCGUGUUUGAUUCCGUCCAUUGCGAGUCCCUGUGGCGGAUAAUGGCGCUAGAUGGUGUAUCGGCAGAAAUCGUCGCCAUGAUCAAGGCCUAUUAUCGCUCUACUACUGCGAGAGUCCUGGUCCGCAACAAUAUUUCCCAACCGUUCGAUAUUCGGUCUGGCGUUCGACAAGGUUGUGUCCUGUCACCCAUUCUGUUCAACUACGCUUUUGACUAUCAUGCAUCUGUCCAGUCUGUCCUUCUCUACGGUUGUGAAUGCUGGACUUUGCGGGUGGAUUACGAACGAAAACUGGAGGCAUUUUACCACCACUGCUUGAGGACCAUCCUUCGAGUGAAGUUCACCGACUUCGUCUCAAAUGAAAUAGUUCGCGCUCGCAGCGACAAUAUCGCAAGGAUAAUUCAGGCCAUCCCAGAAAGACGACUGAAGUGGUUCGGACAUGUUCUUCGUCGUCCACCUCAGGAACUCAGUGUUACUGCCCUCGAUCCGGCACCGUUGCCCCAUUGUAAGCGUCGAAGAGGGGGUCAGUUCAAAACCUGGCUCGACACAGUUCGUCAAGAUAUGGAGGAGCUUCUUGUACCUUCGGUAUUCGGUCUCCGUCGUUGGCGAAGGGAAUGGGUUGAGUUGUCCAGAUCUGCUGCCGCGGAUCGUCACGCGUGGAGAGGUACAGUUCGUGACAUGAUCGAGGCUGGCUCGAUCAGGCAUGAUCGCAGCCGUAUUAAGUACAAGUAAGUACAAGUUGAGGAGGAACUUGCAAAAGCCGCAGUGGUCACUGUUCGGUACGAUACCUCAUUAGUUGUCGAGACCGAUGCUUCAGACGUCGCAAUCGCUGCCACAGUAAAUUAGGAUGGCCUACCAGUAGCGUUCUUUUCUCGUAGCCUUUCUUCAAAUGAGCGACAUCAUUCAGCUGUAGAGAAAGAAGCAUACGCCGUAGUGGAAUCCAUAAGGAAAUGGAAGCAGUUCCUCCUCUGUAAUCACUUUACACUCAUCACAGAUCAGCGUUCUGUUGCCGUCAUCUUCGGCAAUCAGCAAAAAAGGAAGGUCAAGAGUAAUAAGAUCAAACUCUGGAAGUCGGAGCUGUCACCAUUCAAAUUUGACAUUGUCUACCGACCUGGUAAAGAAAAUCGAGCGGCGGACACGCUUACUUGUAAUUGCUGUGGUGCCCUACUAACCAGUGUCAAUCUGAAAGAACUGCACGAGUCACUUUGUCCUCCCGGUGUCUCUCGGCCUUCGCACUUUGUUGGAGCUCGGAAUCUCCCCUUUUCAAUAGAAGAGAUUCGUAAUGUCGUCUCUAAAUGUCAGGCUCGUUGUCAAGUCAAACCCCGUUUCUUUCAAAGCCAUCCAGCCGUUCGAACGAUUGCCACUCGACUCCAAAGGUCGUCUUCCGUCGGCAACUCACAACCGCUAUCUGCUAACGAUUGUUGAUGAAUGUUCUCGUUCCCCGUUUGCGUUUGCCCGUCCUGAUCGGACUGCCGGAACUGUUAUUAGAUGUUUGUGUCAACUCUUCUCCGUUUUCGGUACUCCUUUGUACUUACACACUGACCGGGGAUCGUCAUUUAUGUCAGAUGAAGUUUAGCUAUUCCUUCGCAGUAAGGGAGUGACGACGAGUAGAACAACUCCGUACAAUCCCCAAGGAAAUGUUCAGGUAGAACGUCUGAACACAUGGCAGUAGUUAUUGGCAUGUGUGGACCGUGUGCAGCCCAAGUAACGCGUGCCAUGAAAUAAUUUCAAUCCAUUUCGGUCCAUCGCGUCCAGUUCGGAGCUUGUUCUGUGUGCUGCAACCUUCAUUCUUUUCUUAUUUUCCCUUCUUAUUGUCAAAUCCUGCGACAAGUAGUCUACUAAACGGUGCUGUUACGGUCUGCACAGACAGCCAGUUCAGGUUGUUGCUUAGUGUUUAUGGCUUAUCCAUUGAUAGAGCGAUGCCACCUUCCUUCCACAAGGUUCAACUCUGCAAAUGUUGACCACAAAUAUUGAAUAAUUGUGGUCGGACAGUGUACCCACCUCGACUUAGGGCAGUACCCCAACCUACACGGACAGGACUUCCACGUUACCCUCCACUGCUGCUGCCCAUUCUUCCAUUUCCGACAGUGACGUUUAAUUAAUCACUUUGGCUGCUUACCGAUAAUGUAAUCGGAUCGACGUAGUCUUCUUGUUUUUAGGAAGGUUUCAAGGGAGAUAUUUUCUAUAUCCGUUCGGCCAGGUGCAGGGCAACUCAGAUACCAGCUUUUCACGAUUCCUCGAGUUGCGAAGACUAAGCUUUGCAGCCCUAAGUCAACGCGGGUUUUGACGGUAGUUUUGGACGUGAAAGCUAUUUACUGGCCAUGCUAACGUCCCCUACCACAACCUCUUAGCUGGUGAAAGGUGCCAGGGCACGGUCAUUUGUGUUGUUCUUUGCCGACUGAUAGAGGAAAAGUGAUUCAGGUUUCUUAAUAUCCUUCGACACUACUAUCUUGACUUCAUUUGUGCACAUUUCUUUUUACUGAGUCGUUUGUAGGUGCAUUCGGACUUAUCACACAGAAGCGUUUUUUGUCGUGAUUCAUGAGAAUCUCUUGGAAAAAAGACAUCCUAGGCCUAAGUUGAAUAAACAAUUAAGAAGUGUCUUCAACAUCCACGUCCGGCCGGCCUACGAUUAGUGGACAAAAGUAAAACCUGAUUUCCCUCAUAAACGUCUAGUGUGGCUUUGGUUUUAGUCUCAUUUCAAAGCGAGUUAAGUACUCGCUUUCCAGCUACAGAAUGCCCCUUCCUGUGACUGUGAACAACAAAUACAUACAAAAUUAUCUUACCAUCGUUGUUGCCUUGUCGAUAAUUCUGCUGUUGUUUUUCUGUUUCCAUUGGCAUUUUCUUCGUGUCCGCCCGCAAUAGGAGCUGCGAAUCAAUGGUGGCCCGAGUGCUUUUUCACCUCAAUUUCAUUGCUCCCUUCUUUGCACUUCUACUUUGGGUAUCGCCCGUAAUCUCCCAGAUUUCACCUACGCUUCUGGAGUCGGCGCAGACCAACUUCCAGCGCUUCGGUCCUCGGUGGACUUCCUUAGCAGUUGUUUUGGCUAGAAUAUUUUCGGCCGAAAAUAUUUGCAGCCUCCGUUUGGCGGCCUGUGUUCUGGUCCUCUGCCUGCGUCUCUUCAUGACUAGACGACAUAUGCAGGUCUGUACUUUUGACACCCGCUUAAACUGUUGGGAGUUUUACACGCCCGUCUGCCCAGGGACGCCUGCGUCUUCACUACUUCAUUCAUGUCCUUUCUUUUGUGGCUUCUUCCUAAAGCUGAUUAUGAGGUAACUUAACCAGGUUUUAAGAUUCCAAAAAUUUAACUGACAUCCUUUCUGGACCUAAGCUUCCAGUAAUUUUGGUCUCAUCUUUCGAUUGAUAUUUAGUGGGAGCUUGUUAUGAGGAGACUUGGUUUCAUGUUAGACAUUAAGAAAAGUAGCGAGGAGGGACGACAGAGAAUGCGGGUAGAUUGAUACAGCACUGUUUCGGGCUUAUUCUGCCUUCAUUCAGCCAAUCAUAACCCUGACCACCAGCAGCUGAGACCAGAUUGAUAAACACCCGAUCUGCAGCGACAGAGAAUGACAGGUGGCGAGGCACUGAUGAACUUCGGUUCGAUGAAGUGCUUAUGACCCAUCUGGUAGGCCUCAGUGCUGGACCGACUGCGCCAGGUGCGUCUGUGCGCAUGUUUGUGUUUCUGGUCUCAGCUGCUGGUGGUCAGGGUUAUGAUUGGCUGAAUGAAGGCAGAAUAAGCCCGAAACAGUGUUGUAUCAAUCUACCCGCAUUCUCUGUCGUCCCUCCUCGCUGCUAUUAUGACUUGGCCGACUUCGGCCUGGUAAUUGGUUGCCUGUUCGUGACCUUUGCCACACAUACGGAGCUUGUUUGCUUUGUGAAGCCAAUAGAUCGGUGUGCGCCCAUUCCUGAUUGGUAAACACCCGAUCUGCAGCGACAGAGAAUGACAGGUGGCGAGGCACUGAUGAACUUCGGUUCGAUGAAGUGCUUAUGACCCAUCUGGUAGGCCUCAGUGCUGGACCGACUGCGCCAGGUGCGUCUGUGCGCAUGUUUGUGUUUCUGGUCUCAGCUGCUGGUGGUCAGGGUUAUGAUUGGCUGAAUGAAGGCAGAAUAAGCCCGAAACAGUGUUGUAUCAAUCUACCCGCAUUCUCUGUCGUCCCUCCUCGCUGCUAUUAUGACUUGGCCGACUUCGGCCUGGUAAUUGGUUGCCUGUUCGUGACCUUUGCCACACAUACGGAGCUUGUUUGCUUUGUGAAGCCAAUAGAUCGGUGUGCGCCCAUUCCUGAUUAAGAAAAGUGUUAAUUUUCAUGUUAGCCGUUUGGUUUGCAUAAUUUGAUAACUUCAAAAGUAUCCGCGGCAAAGCGGUAAGAUUUCCUUCGUCGGUCUCAUUGGUUGUGGCGCUGCAAUAGGCCUCGUCCACUUCCAAUUGUUAUUGCUACAAGGGUUGUCACUCGCAGUCUCCCUUUUAGGAGAUGAAACUGAUGUAGGGAUAGGGGUGCUGUGCACAACUUACGUUGCAGUCAAGCUCAAUUCGUAAUUCCGCUGGGAAACUCCAAUACUAGGGUCACACGUGGUGCAUGGUGGCGAGAAGGGCUUGCGCGGCGUACUGUCGAGCGGAUACGACCUGUAAGCACACCCACCGUCCUUAUACACCAAUAUCGGCUGCCGAAUAGCGAGAUAAAGUAGUCCCCUACUUGCUGCUGCCAGAGUUAGUUGGAAGGCUCCCUGGCUGUGACCUGCCGAUUGUUGCAGGGGACUGGAACGGCCAGCCUGGGCUCAGCGACUCCUCUAACAGCUGAUCUGAGGCGACUGUCAUUCACACGUGAUAUUGGUAUCGUCACAAACAUCUGCCGACCUUGUGUUUAAACGAUGGUCGUACGGUCAGUCAUAUCGACUACAUCCUAGUUGGUUCUGUUAUAAGCUUGCCGCCAAUCCCCACAAGUUAAAGCGGGAUGAGAUGUGUAUUGUCGUAUUCUACAUUGCAUUUAAGGCAAAAAACAUACGGGAAUGUCCAAAGUCGGUCUGAAAUGCGACCAAUCAGAUAACGCCCUUAAGGGGUUAGCAUGCCGGCUGGACUUCAGACCCAUCUGAUUGGCUGGGUAAACUUCCAAUCCUGUCGGGAGCUGGCGCGACGACAGCACGCGGAUCGUUAGGACGGCUUCCUAACACUUCCAUCGUUUUGAGUUGGGUGGUAUGACAUGAACCGCGGGUCCACUUGCAAUGGUACCGUUUAGUCUUUGGUCCGACUGUUUGGGUGCUUGAAGAGAUCGUCUUAACACAGUAGCCGUAGUUUCUUGCCUUGAUUUUUGGCAAAUAGAAUGUGUCCAGUAGUAGUUACAUUGGUAGAUUUGGGCCUGGAUUUGGCACGUUACCAGUUUCCCUCAGCUGAAUGGUAUGGCGCACCCAGAUGUCUGGUCCUACCAGAAUUCCGUAAACAGCGUCACCAAAUUUUCGGUGAACACAUCCAAACGUCCACUUCCCGAUUGCCUCUGUAGUCUUUUGCCAGCACCUCACCCGGAUGGGAAGUCCAUGACUAGUUGAAUUGUCUUUCAUUCGAUGUCGGACAGGAUGUUUCACGACCAACAUUCCGUCGUCCUCCGGCAGAUGCCGUCCGACAAAUUACGUUGAAUGGUAUGCGAAGCUCCCUCUGCGUCUGAGCCUCGGUGGGUGAGGUGCCAUUUGACGAAUGUGGGUUAAGCAUUUCUCGAAAACUUCCGUAUUCCCCUCCUCUUUUGACGUCUGGAGAGCCCUCUUGAGCGUGUCGACAAGUCGCCCAACCUGUCUGUUGGACUGCGGAUGAUAUAGUGGCGAAGGCUAGGUAUUCACGCCCGACUGGUCGCAGAAUCGGGCGUAGGAGACUGAUAUGAAUUGCCCUCAAUUAUCGCUCACCAAAGUUCCGGGAUAACCAAAUCUGCUAAACAGUUACCGAAGUGUAACUGUGGCCCCGGUUGUCGUGUGCUCCAUGGGAAAGUCUUCCGGCCAUUUGUUUUAUGCGUCGAAGGCGAUAAAGAAGUUUUGACCACUAAUUGCUCCAGCGUAACCGAUGCCAACCCUGGAUCACGGGUCUUGUGGGAUAGGCCAUACCUUGAGUGCUGUGGAGAUGGAGACACGAUCGCUGGAACAAGUGGAACGGUCGUGUCUCCUCCGCGACUACUGCCUAGAACUCGCCUCCUCGCCUCUAUUAGUACCUUGGGUGUUGUCUUCCUUGGCGCCUUUGGUGUGAGGGCGCAUUUAGUGCACGAGUAAGCCAGCCGUUUCAAUUGUUGGUCCAUGUGAAACCAGUACACAUAACUGCGAGUGAGAGCCUUCAUGCCGUUGGGUCCCAGAUGCUUAGUGUAAAACUGCUUCAAGACUUGCUUGCAGUUUCUGUCGAUCAGCAUCUUCAUAGGACAGGAUACAGUCGUUAACGGUGGGCGGAGAUUGCUGUCGUUGGUGAAGCUGUCGGAGUUCUCGGAAGGUUUCGCGGGUUACUGAGUGCGAUAGUACUUGGUGUUUGCCGUAACAGUGGUUCCUGUUGUGUUGCGUUUUGGAAUUAAUAAAAGUGGCUGCGAGUGCACGAUUGGAGUCCGUGAACAGGUUGUGAGCUUCUCGCUCGACGGAAGCGGGCAAUAUGAUUAGGUGCGAGAGGGCAUCUGCCUGACCGAUGUUCGGAGUCAGUUGGUACCGCAUAUCGAAGUCGUAUGCAAACAGCAUGAUCGCCCAACUCUGAAGACGAUUUGCGGAGUACAGGUGGGUGCUUUUUUCCGACCUGGAAAUUUCAAGAAGCUUAUGGUCCGUUAGAAGGGUGAAGUGACGGCCAUGAAGCGUCUUGUGAAACUUAAAAGCGAGGUUAACAGCCAAGGCCCUUUUUCAAUUUGUCCGUGGUUACGUUCCGCAUACAUUAGUGACCUUGCUGCGUGAGGAAUAGCCUUUUCUGUGUUAUUGGGAAUGACAUGUGAAGUUAUGGCUCCAAUUCCUUAGUUGGAGUUGUCCGCCGCAACGACGAUCCCCAGGUCGGGGUCAAAAUGCGUAAAUAGCAAGUCAGAGCUCAAAAUUGUCUUCACGUCUUCCGAGCCCGCGGUCCAUACUGAGUGGUUCACUAGUUGGCGAACAUUAUCUCGCCGAAGGUGCUGUAGUUCUUGUUCGACAGCUAUGAGUGCAACAUAAGGCACUGAUCGUUUUGGUCGGAAUACAGGUUUUGCAUUGGACUAAAGACAGAGACUGACUUACAUCCUUGUGCAGCAACCAGGACCUUGAGAAAGUGAGUCGAAUUUCUCCUGUAAGUGGACGUCAGCCCUACAGCCAGCUGAUGCGAUAUAGCGGGACUCCGCCAAGAUAACUACUAAGUAUUGCAAACACGAUUAAAUGGCGCUUCAAGAAGGCCCAAUUUUUUGAUCCAGUCGAGGCCGAGUGUAUUAAGGUUCGGACGAUCGGUGAGGUAGCAUCUUCCCUUGAAUGCCAUCAAGGGAGACGUCACAUCCAAGCUCACUCGUGAGCCGGAGAAUACCUCCAGAAACAUUCAACGCCUUUUGCUUGCUGUGAUCAUCGGAGACUGUCCAAUCAUGUACUGAGUACGCUUAGAGAUUGGGAUGACGUUCGAGGCUUUAUUUAGUUAAAGGCGUACUCGUGUGUGAGGUGGCCUGUUUCAAACUAAACCCGACAGUAGUUUUUCCGCAGGAAUAGACAUUGUGAAUUCUGCGUCGCCAACUUGUUGUGGACCUACGCACGCCCCACUGAUCGCCCAUCCAACAACUCGGUCGAAUCCCCAAAUCAGAACCCGACAGUAGGAUCGGAAAGACGAUGCGUUGUUGUAUUCUACAGCGUAUAUAAGGCAAAAAAGGAAUAUAUGGGAACGUCCAAGGUCGGUUUAAAAUGCGGCCAGUCAGGUAGUGCUCCUGAGUGGUUAGCAUGUCGGCCAUUCUUUCGACUUAUCUGACUCGUUGAGUAAACCACCAAUCUUGCCGGGAAUUGGCACGGCAUCAGCACACUCACGGCGUCCCAACACGUCUAAGGUUCCGCAGCUGGGUUCACGAUAGCAGGUCGGUGCGUGGUGCCGACACUGGUGACGCCCAUGGGUCGGACUGUAUUCUCGUUCGCUCACGCCCGACACUUCGUCUCAUCUACAUCGAGAAUGCCACGUGCGAGAUGCCUUGAUGUCGCAAAACUUCGACAAUCCAACACCACUGAAGCUAUGACCACAGAAAUCUUGUCUCGUUUUACGACCCGGGCUGACGGCGAGAGCAGUAUCGAAUGACCAUCUUUGAUGUCAUCAGCUUUGGGGCAAUUAAGAAAAUUUUUUGGACAACUCGCCGACGCUGCAGUGACUGGAUCAGUGGAAGAACCUCUCAGUUGUCUGCCCAGAAGACUCGAGUCAGGUCCGGCAACGACUAUUCCACCAACUUCGGAAAAUGGCGGCAAACUCAGUAAUAACCAGCAUAAACAUUGGAUUGAAACAGCGACCUUCGCGUAGUUUUAUACCCUUCCAGGCCAUGCAGUGUAAUCGGGAAAAUUGUGGAUGAAACACAGACGUUGUUGAAAUGUAUAGGUCUUAUGUCGACAGCCGCCCUGGCUCUAUGAGGUAAUUCAGUAUGCGUGGGAAAUGAGGCCAUUCCUGAUUACUGAGACUCGGGCAUCCUCGCACCUAUCUUCGAGGGAGAUAUGACAAAGUGCGGGAAUUACCGCGGGACAAACGCCAUCGAGGUUUCUGCAAGGGUCUUUGUUAGUGUCCUUCGCAGGAGAUUCCAGGGUGUGCGGGACUGGGUCGAGACCCAGCCCCGCCGGUUUCUGAGCUGGGUGUGGAUACACGGACUACAUAAUCGAACGGCGGCGCAUUCCUAAAUUUCAUCAUGGCUACGAGCAGCCUACAUCAGUCUACUUUGUUGACUUGACCGCCGCGUUUGGCUCCGUCCAUCAUAAGUCCCUGUGGCGGAUAAUUGAACUAGAUGGCACACCUUUAGAAGUUAUUAAGGACUACUAGGGGAGUUCUGGUCUAUAACGAUCCGUCCUGAUCUGCGUGUACGACGCAUCCGUCCGGCUAUUCCUCAUAUACGACUGAAUGCCACGCCAUGCGCGUGGAAGAUGAACGAAAGUUGGGGGAUGCUUGACUACCGCUGUCCAAGGGCCAUCCCUCGAGCAAAGUUCACCGACUUUGUUUCAAACGCGACAGUCUGCGCUCACUGCAACAUCGCAAGGAUCUCUGAGGCUAUCCAAGAAGGACAAUUGAGAUGGUUUGUGUAGGUUCUUCGUCGUCCCCCUUAUAAACUAAGUGUUGCUGCCAUCAGUCCGGACGUCGUUGCCCACCACGAGGCAGGGAAGAGUUCAACUCAAAGCCUGGCUCGGCACAAUCCUUCAAGCCAUAAAAGUGGUUCACGGAGCUUCGGCAUUCAAUCUCCGUAGCUGGACGAAAGAAUUGUUCAAGAUGUUAAAAUGCGUUUCCGCAGAUCGUCACGCGUGGUGAGGUACAAUUUGCGACAUUGAGGCCCGAUAGGUCUGGCACGAGCACAGCCAUGCCAAGUACUGGCCGACUAUUAUGGGGACGGUGAUUUGUGCGUGAUGAACGUUCAACGUAAAGUCGGUCGAACCAGUCAUGUUCGAUGCCGCCACAAGUAUCAAGUCGAUAGCACCAGGUCGAGUGCGAUGUUUUUGUCUUCGCCAAAACUGGUUUAAAUAUUGCUAAUGGAGCAUAAUAAUUGUCACGAAGGGCAAGUGAGGCCGGUGUUGCAAAAUCUUACCAAUGUACGUCCAUCCGCUUGCAAGUCACCAUCUCCCCGGACGCUGGUUUUCGUUCGGCACAAUAGGCGUACUCACAAGUCCUGAAAUAUUUCGGUAUUAUUAUACUAGUGGAAUUCACUUUUCAUCGUAUAUAUUCCCUUGUUUACCCCUUCCUACCCCAUACCAUCGUACACUUCAUCCUACAAAAACUUGCAGCAUCAAUUUUGUUUUAAAAUCACUUAGGCAUACCUAGGAACGGCUCAGUCGCGCAUUGACAAACUGAACAACGAGCCGGGGCGAAUCUCUAAUUUUGAGGUUCAACGCCUGGUUGCUAGCGUUUUCCACUGUUUCAACUUUGCCGCGUUGCAGUACCUGGCACCUACCCUACUCACUAUCGGCCUUGUCUGCUCUUACAAAACUACCACUGGCACGCCUUGGUUUCCCCUUGGCCUUACCACAACAUCUGCAUCGGCGUCUUCUGGUGUCAGGGUGCGCCAGCACUCUUUAGAUUCCGUCCUUGCCAUCUUUUCUCAGCAUGAUUGGGACUCCAUCUCCACUGCACCUUGGUUUGCGGCCAUACAGGAGACGCGGGAGGCCUUUGGUGAGAUCUUAGACUCUCUGCGAUACCCGGCACGGCACGCCUGUCACGGCAUCCUAGGCUUCCUGCUCUGGUGGACUCUCGCAUCGUGGCAGGCCAUCACAAGCACUGGGAUGGCUUAUUAUCGGUUUCUUGACUAA
Molecule: messenger RNA, 19985 nt
Organism: Spirometra erinaceieuropaei
Lineage: Eukaryota; Metazoa; Platyhelminthes; Cestoda; Diphyllobothriidea; Diphyllobothriidae
Source: the annotation of a GenBank genome assembly